UCCAUACGUUAUUUCCUAAAUUAUUUGAAGGCAUCUGGACAGUGUUACUUUUCAAGGACUAUAUAUCAAUAUCUAUAUCCUGACUGUUCAUCCACAACAUUGAGAGCAAGAAGCCAAAGAAACAAUCUUCUUAGCAUUCUUAUUUUCUUUCUGAUUCUUAGUUUUUGUAUGAUGCACUCCUAAGUUCAAUGACCCAAAACAGCAAGGGUGCUUGCGAUUCUGUUCCGAUGAGCAUAGACAAAGCUUGCCAAAGGACUGGUCCUUGGUCGCCUGCUGUAAGCACCGGAAUAAAGCGUGCAGCGGUGCCCAUAACUGAGGAUCAGGUGAGGGGUAUCUUUAAUCGCUAUGAUGCUAACAAAGAUGGCCUUCUUAGCAAACAAGAACUCAAGAACGCUUUUGCCUGCCUCGGUUCACGUAUGCCUGGCUUGCGAGCGUUGCUAGCGCUACAGCAUGCAGAUGUCAACGGUGAUGGGUACAUCAGUGAGGCAGAGUUUGACAAGCUUGUUAAAUAUACUUUGAAACGUGGUUACAAAUUCAAAUAGAUCAAGCAAUCAUAAUUUCUAGAGGUAAAAUAUAUAGUUUUGCUGACUGCUUCGUUCUUCUCUCGUAGAAUAGACUAGGUUUGACUAGAAAAGGGGGAGGAAGAUAUGCUAUAGAUGUUCUUCCCCAAAGCUAAGAUGAUGUAGUUUGCUUUGUGUAUAUUCAUCUUAGCAUGUUUUCUUUUCAGUUUUUAGAUGUUUUCUGGUGUGGUGAGUAGGCUGUGUAUUUGUAAUCUGCCUCUGUGAUAUAUCAUGUAGUUCAAUAUAUGUACAUUUUAGCCAUA
Messenger RNA from Durio zibethinus, 823 nucleotides. NCBI's taxonomy places the organism in Eukaryota, Viridiplantae, Streptophyta, Magnoliopsida, Malvales, Malvaceae. The record is from RefSeq and is a predicted model, not a curated record.